AUAUUUUAUAAUAAUUUUUAAGGCAGUAAAAAAAUUAAGAAAAUCAAGUAAGCAAAUAGCUCAAGCAAAAAAAAAAAAGUUAAAAUCGUAAAAAAAUCAUUAAGCAAAUAAAAAAUGGGUUGUUGCACAACAAAGUAACCUAAUUAGAAAAAGUAAAUUGCCGAUAAACAAAAUGGCGCUUAAGCCCCAAUCUAGCAAACACCUAUUAAAUUGGCUGAUCCAAAUAAGAAUAAUAAUGAAGAAAAUAAGACAACUAUAAAUACUGAAAAUAAACAAAGGGUAGAUUUACCAAAUGGUAAUGCAUAAAAUGGAAUAUAAGUCCAAUAAAAUAAUAACUCUACACCUACUCCUCAACAAAAUUAAAAUAAUGUCGAAAAUAAAUAUUUAGAUUAAUAGGCUUAAAAUAUGAAUAUUUAGCAAUAAAACAUUGUGUUGAAAGAAUAAAAUUCUUCAAAAUAAGAUAAUAGCAUCAUUAAAAAAGUUAACACUAUAACAGUGAAAGAAGAAGAUAUUUCUGUUUAGAUUAAAAAGAAAGAGUAAGAAAAUGUAGAUCCUAACUCUCUUAAAGGAGUCAGCUAAACCCUAUCUAUUUAACAAAUGCGUAUGAGUAAAGUAGAUAAAUAGACAGUUAAUGUAGAGCCAAUUUAGCAAAAGUAAGAAAAAUCAAAACACGAUAGUGAAUAUGAGCUAUAAGAUGAACCUGAAACAAAUAUGAUUAAUUAUAGAUAACAAUAAACGUUCUAAAAUAAAUAAAUGAAGGAUAAUAUCUUGAACAAGCAUAUGAGAAGUAUUUUGAGCAGUAUCAAAACUAAUGAAUAUGUUUCUAAAACUUGUUAUUCUACACCUCCCAUUCUUUAUGUGGAUACUGAUGCUAAUAGUAAGGGAGAAUGGAUGUAAAUUGAAACUUUUGGAGUCUAUGGAUAGGCUGAAUAGAAUCAGGGUAACAAAAACUUUAUGGACGACUGA
Messenger RNA from Tetrahymena thermophila SB210, 966 nucleotides. RefSeq lists its product as hypothetical. The record is from RefSeq and is a predicted model, not a curated record. The transcript has 3 exons. Lineage: Eukaryota; Ciliophora; Oligohymenophorea; Hymenostomatida; Tetrahymenidae.